Prunus persica (peach) is the source of this 3462-nucleotide messenger RNA. RefSeq lists its product as uncharacterized. Bases 1 to 3462 code for a protein of 1153 amino acids. Gene Ontology annotation, molecular function: RNA-DNA hybrid ribonuclease activity; nucleic acid binding. Lineage: Eukaryota; Viridiplantae; Streptophyta; Magnoliopsida; Rosales; Rosaceae. Gene Ontology annotation, biological process: DNA integration. The record is from RefSeq and is a predicted model, not a curated record. The transcript has a single exon.
AUGAAGUUCCCGACCCCCAAUGGCGUAGGGUCUGUCAGGGGAAACCAGCUGAGUGCACGGACUUGCUACGCCACGGCAAUCAAAUCAACCUCUUUCAGAAUCCCGGAGGAGACCAUGUCUGUGCAGGGAGUGCCGAACGGCACGGGACCAGUUGACGACCCAAGAGAUGAGUCGCCAACUCCUCAUACACAACCCGCCGAAGAACUGGAGACGAUAACCCUGAACGAAGAACAGCCCGAUCGUCGGGUUAAAAUCGGUACCAGACUAACCCCUGCCCUCCGAGCGCAGUUUAUAGACUUCUUACGGCACCAUUCGGAAGUAUUCGCGUGGUCCUACGAUGACAUGCCCGGCAUAGACCCUGAAAUCAUCAGCCAUAAACUCAGCAUUUCCCCCGCCUUCAAGCCUGUCAGGCAGAAGCGCCGUUCGUAUGAUGCCGAACGGUACGAAGCCAUGCGCACCGAAGUUGACAAACUUCAAACCAUCGGCUUCAUCAGGGAGGUUACGUACCCGGUAUGGCUGGCGAAUUCGGUCAUGGUCCGGAAGGGUACAGGCGGCUGGCGAAUGUGCCAAGACUACACAGAUCUGAACAAGGCCUGCCCGAAGGACAGCUUUCCGUUGCCCCGAAUCGAUCAGCUCGUGGACGCCACCGCCGGACACGAACUGCUCAGCUUCAUGGAUGCCUAUUCAGGGUACAACCAGAUUUUCAUGCACCCUCCCGACAGCGAGCACACCGCCUUCAUCACAGACAGAGGGUUGUACUGCUACAAUGUCAUGCCGUUCGGCUUGAAGAACGCUGGGGCAACGUAUCAGAGGCUUGUCAACAGAAUCUUCGCCGAACACAUCGGCAGCAUCAUGGAGGUUUACGUUGACGACAUGUUGGUGAAAAGCAGAACAGCCGAAGAAUACCUGCACAAUCUGUCUAUCAUGUUCGGUAUCCUGAAGGGCUACCGAAUGAGGUUAAACCCGAUGAAAUGCGCCUUCGGUGUGUCUUCCGGGAAAUUCCUCGGAUUCAUGAUUAGUCACAGGGGUAUCGAAGCGAACCCCGAAAAAAUAAAGGCCAUCAUCGACAUGGAGAGGCCAAAGACAACAAAGGACAUUCAAAGCCUUACCGGACGAGUGGCUGCCCUGACUCGCUUCAUAUCCAAGGCUACCGACAAAUGUGUACCGUUCUUUAAAGCCUUGAAAGGGGGCAAACGGAAUAUCAUAUGGACUGCCGAAUGUGAUAAAGCGUUUCAAGACUUAAAGGACUACAUGGGCAGAGCACCCCUCCUGUCGAAACCACUACCUGGAGAGACUCUCUAUCUAUACCUUUCGGUGUCUAGCACUGCCGUCAGUUCGGUAUUGAUCCGGAUACCGGAGAGGGCAGAGCUACCGAUCUUCUAUGUCAGUAAGGCACUCCAGAGCGCCGAACUUCGAUAUCCCCCAUUAGAGCAGCUUGCGCUAGCCCUGGUGGUCUCGGCACGAAGACUUCGGCCAUACUUCCAAGCACACGGGAUCAAAGUCCUGACUAACCAACCGCUUCGGCAAGUGCUCCAAAAACCUGAAACUUCUGGCCGGUUGAUCAAAUGGGCGAUUGAACUCGGAGAAUUCGAUAUACAGUUCGUGCCAAGACCAGCCGAAAAGGGUCAGGCCAUUGCCGAUUUCAUCUCCGAGCUCACCCCACCAACGGCACAGGAAAUAAGCGAGCUAGAUACCGAAACCGGUACACCGAUGGAAGUAGACGCCGAACGGCUCGACGUCUCAAAUCCCGUAUGGACUCUGCACGUCGACGGCUCGGCAAACCAACAAGGAUGCGGAGCCGGCUUGGUACUGACAACACCGGAGGGACUCAAGAUCGAGUACGCCCUCCGAUUCAACUUCCGAACCUCCAACAAUGAAGCAGAGUAUGAGGCCCUCUUGGCCGGCCUUCGGUUAGCUAAGAGCAUGAAUGCAAAACAGAUCAAGAUACACAGCGACUCCCAGCUCAUUGUGAACCAGGUAACGGCAGACUUCGCCGCCAGAGACGCUUCCAUGAACGCCUACCUUUCAUCUACCCACCAGCUGCUCCAGAGCUUCCGAGCCUACGAGAUCAAGCAGAUCCCCAGAAGCGAAAACAGUCAUGCCGAUGCAUUGGCACGGCUAGCUUCGGCAAUCAAUGACAAAGUCGGAAGAAAGGUGCCGGUGGAAAUUCUUGCCCAACCAAGCACGGUAGCCUCCGAAAUAUGUACCGUACGGUACGAGGAUACAUGGAUGUCCCCCAUCUACUCAUACCUGACCAACGGUACCAUUCCAGAAGACAAGGCCCAGGCCCGAAAGCUUAGGUACCGAUCGGCAAGGUACACUGUCAUCAACGAUGUUCUUUACAAACGUGGCUACACGACUCCGUAUCUCAAGUGCCUUACGGCAGAACAGGGGAGCUACGUUCUCCAGGAAAUCCACAAUGGUGUUUGCGGCGACCACUCUGGGUCCCGGUCACUCGCACACAAAGCCUUUCGGCAGGGAUACUUCUGGCCGACCAUGCACCAGGACGCCUGUUCACUUGUGAAGAAAUGCGAUAAAUGUCAGCGGUUCGGCAACAUACAGCAUAUCCCCGCCGAACCCUUGACACCGAUCGUGAGCCCUUGGCCUUUCGCACAAUGGGGACUAGACCUGAUUGGUCCGAUGCCACAAGAUAAAGGCCAGGUGAAAUACGCUGUGGUUGCCGUUGACUACUUCACCAAAUGGGUGGAAGCCGAACCUCUUGCAACCAUAACGGCAGCAAGAGUAGAAGACUUCGUCUGGACUCACAUUUGUUGCCGUUUCGGUAUCCCGUAUGCAAUCAUCACCGACAACGGCAGACAGUUCGAUUCGGAACUCUUCAGGCACUUUUACACCCGCCUGAAGAUCAACUUGUUUUUCGCAUCACCGGCCCAUCCCCAGUCAAACGGUCAGGUAGAGGCGAUAAACAAAAUCAUCAAGAAACUUCUAAAACGGCAGCUGGACAAAGCCAAAGGAGCCUGGCCAGAAAAGCUUCCCGAAGCGCUCUGGGCCAUUCGAACCUCUUACCGAACGUCCACGGGAGAGACCCCUUUCUCCUUGGCUUUCGGUUCGGAAGCCGUUGUGCCGGUAGAAAUUGGGAAACCUUCCUACCGAACGGAAACUUUCGCUCUGAAGCCAAACGAAGAAGCACUCUCUCUGAGCCUCGACCUUCUGGAGGAGCACCGAGCGCAUGCCAACCUUCGGAAUGAAGCCUACAAGCAACGUGUCUCUCGGUAUUACGACUCUAGAGUCAGGCACCGUUCGUUCCGAGUCGGAGAUUGGGUCAUGAGGAAGGUGUCCCUAGCAACUAAGGAUGCCGCGGAAGGAACCCUCGGACCUUCCUGGGAAGGACCUUACGAGAUCAUCGGUAUCCUUCGAUCGGGAACCUACCGCCUAAGAGACUCCAACGGCAAGACCCUCGGUCAUCCUUGGAACGUGGAACAUCUCAAGUACUAUUUCAAGUAA